Molecule: messenger RNA, 712 nt
Organism: Chelonoidis abingdonii (Abingdon island giant tortoise)
Lineage: Eukaryota; Metazoa; Chordata; Testudines; Testudinidae
Source: RefSeq, a predicted model, not a curated record
AUGUCCAUGACAGUGCCAGCACCACACCGGUGCUGCAAAGUGUACGACAGGCUCCUCCCUCCUGCCGGCAAACUGAAGCCGCCGCUUGCCCUGGAGCUGGAAUUAUGCCUCCUGCAGGCUGUUCUCCAUAGACUCUUUACCAUGAGCACUGGGAACGACACCACCCACUUCCGGGCUCUGCACAACAGCUAUUUACAGAGUCUGGACGCCAUGCUCGGGCCUGCUGACAGAGACCCCCACCUUGGACGAGCUGCAGCACCUCUUGGAGCAUUCCCAGAAACUGAGAAGAAAAAUGAAGAAGACAUGCAAUUUGCUGAGAAAUAUCUGGAAAAGUACUAUAAACUUAAAACAGAGGCAGAACCUAUCUUUAAAAUGAAGAACAGCAAAGCCAUAACUGACAAAAUCCGAGAAAUGCAGGAAUUCUUUGGGCUGAAAGUGACUGGGGAACUAGAUUCCAAAACUUUGGAGGUGAUGAAGCAGUCCAGGUGUGGAAUACCGGAUGUUGGUCAGUUCAGAACCUUUCCAGGGUCUCCUAGAUGGACAAAAACAGAUCUGAAAUAUAGGAUUUUGAACUACACGCCAGAUAUGGAACCAGCUGAUGUAAAUGAAGCGAUUGAGAAGGCUUGGAACGUCUGGAGCAGUGUGACCCCACUGAAAUUCACCAGAGUUUAUGAAGGCGAUGCAGAUAUAAUGAUCUCCUUUGCAGCUGGGU